This is a messenger RNA of Blastomyces dermatitidis ER-3, 636 nucleotides long. RefSeq lists its product as uncharacterized. The coding region runs from base 1 to 636 and encodes 211 amino acids. The record is from RefSeq and is a predicted model, not a curated record. NCBI's taxonomy places the organism in Eukaryota, Fungi, Ascomycota, Eurotiomycetes, Onygenales, Ajellomycetaceae. The transcript has 2 exons.
AUGGAAAACUCACUAACAAACCUACCACCAACAACACCCCCGCGCUAUGGUGCGUACUCCUCUUCUUUGAACUCAAGCAGGGAGAACAGGACCAAGGAGAACAAUCGAAAUGGACAGGAUAUGGAUAAGGACACCAAGAAGGGCCGCAAGAUGUCCGUCCUCGCCCUCCUAGGAAAGCUAUCCAAAUCCAGAGAUACGAACCGUUCACAAUCUCCCUUCUCGCCCCCUCCCUAUUCUUCCUCCUCCACUCCCCCAUGGCACGAUUCAACCACCGCCCCGCGACUCUCGAAUCAACUCUCCCCACCGACAUCGACAUCGCUAGUCUCAAUACAUCUGAAGCCAGCAGAAUCGAGUACCCCGGUCACCCAAUUCAACAUCGCCACCCUACAAGCAGAACUGGACGGGCGCCUGGGACCCAUGGGAGGCCGAGGUUGUGUUGGUGUGCGCGAUGUCUCCAAACCGAACCCGCUAGGCCCCGAUGGCGGUGAUGAUUAUGAUGAACUGUUGGAGUUGGGGCGGAGUGUGAGGGGAACGAGUCGGUUGGAGGAGGAGCAGGAGCGGUCGAGGAAGAAGCUGGUUUCUGGGGUAGAGAGGUGGUUGGAUGGGGUGGAGGAUGGGGUGCCAGCGGAGGGUUGA